Molecule: messenger RNA, 1518 nt
Organism: Aedes albopictus (Asian tiger mosquito)
Lineage: Eukaryota; Metazoa; Arthropoda; Insecta; Diptera; Culicidae
Gene: tan
Product: beta-alanyl-dopamine/carcinine hydrolase
Exons: 8
Coding region: 149-1327 (392 amino acids)
Source: RefSeq, a predicted model, not a curated record
GAUCCACUACGUCCAGCUCGGUCCCCAUAGUCAUACCGCCUUCGAGUGCUUCGAGCACGGUUGGUAGUUGGUGUUUAUCAUUUCGAGUGACUUGUUGGUUUUGCUAACCGUUUUGCAGCCUACUAGCAGAGAAAACUGCUCCACAAUAAUGGGUGAAUCAAGCAAAAUGUCUCCAUCGAUCAAAAACAUCCCAAGGCGUCAGGCCAUCCCGAUCCUGUAUACCCGCGGAACCCAUUACGACGUUGGAUACGAUGUGGGUCGAACGUUCGCUGCUCUCAUAAAAAACUUCCUGCAGUUAUCCGGACCGUUAAAUGACACCUAUUUGCCGCUGUACAACACCGACGAAGGAAGAAAAGUAUACAACGAAACGCUCGAAUCGGUGAAAAAAUCGUUCCCACAGUACAUCCGAGAGCUGGAAGGAACUGCAGAUGGCGCACAAGUCGAAUUCCAUAAGCUAUUCCUACUGCACAUGGACGAGAUCCUACCGGUGGCGGUUGAAGGUAAAAACAGCAUCAAUCAACCGAUCGGGUGCUCAACGGUUUGCGUCAAUGAACCGGACUGCGAAAUCCUUGCUCACACCGAAGACGCCCUGAGUGAAGUGCUCAAUCACUACUACUUCGUUUCGGCUCACAUCAUAUCGGACUCUCCUCAGGGUAAGUACAACGUGACGGAGGAGCGUUUCACUUCCCUUUGCUACGCGGGUCAUCUUCCGGGAUAUACCAUGAACUACAACCACCACGGGCUGGUGUUCUCGAUCAACACGCUGAGUGCUAACAAGCUGUACAGCGGAAAGACUCCUCGACACUUUAUUACACGUGCUCUGCUUUCAGCAGAGAACUUCGUGCAAGCGCAACAAAUUCUUCGAGACAACGGAGUAGGCGCUGCCGAUGGAUGCUCUAUUAAUAUGACCUUCUUGAAACAAGAUGGCGACCGUUUGUUCCACAAUGCCGAAAUGGGACCGGCCGAGCGGGACCAGUCGCAGCUCAACAUCCUCACUGCCAGCCCCGGUGAGCACAUCGUUCACGCCAACAUGUACCUACGCCUCCCGGUACCGGAAGUGAACGGGCUGAUCAUCGAUUCCAGCGUGGAGCGCAUGAAGACGUUCAAGUCGUUUCAUGCACCGAAAACGCUGAACGACGUCAUUCGGAUGUUGGGCGACCAGAGCGCCAAGGAGCACACCGUGUUUCGCGAGAAGGACGCCAAGGACGUCGUCAAGACGGUUUGCGUCGGGAUCUUCGACUGCCGGAAGCGGACAUGGUCGUUGUACUCGGACAAUCCGAAGUUCAAUGCCCCGCUGAUGGUGAUGCCGUUGGUCAUCAAGGACUAAAGCGAGCUUAUGAGCUCGGCGGAAAGAAUGAGGGGGUUCGAACUUGCAUUUAAUGCUUUUCGGUGCAAUAUUUGGUUGUAAUUACUGUUCGUCACGGCAAUUUUAGGCGCGGCUUUGCAUGCUUAAAACCAAUCAGUAGUGGUUUAUUUUAUAUUGAUCGUUAUAUUUAUAAUUAUAUGAUGUUAAGCUUA